GAAACUAAAGACAUGAAGCAUAAACUCUGGCAGGAAAACUUUGUUGGUUUCAUCUUGUUGUUCGGUAGCAGCAGAUUUGACCGCGUGACCUCAUUGACCACUCGCACGAGAUUCUCACGCUCUUUAUCCAUGUGUGCUUGGUGUGUUAUUUUCAGAGAAUGCAUGCAUGUGUGAAUUCGUACGCGCUAACGUGUGUAAGCACGCGCCUCGAACAUCUAGAUCUUUGAGUGUGUAAGAACAACAACUCGAAGGAUAAGCCCCACAGUUGUAACUUGAAACAGAUUCGUUUUUACUCUCUACUAGAGAUCAAGUUUGUCAUUUAGUGUGCCACUAGUUGUUUUUUUUUUUCUAAACUUGGAUUAAAUGUGACCUACGUAUCAUUUGAGCUUUCAUUGUAGAAACUCUAAACGUAACAGAAGAGUGCGUGGAAUAGUGGAAUCCAUGGAUACAAGAUAGAGCUCGCUGAUUGGUUUCUAACCAUGCAAGACCUUGGCCCUAACCACAGCUCGUCGCCCAACGACUCCGAUACUCAUGGAUUUGAGUACAAGUGGAGUACCGAGUUCUCCUACCUCCUGGCCACCAUCAACAUCAUCGUAGCUUGCUGCAUCGUCUUCGGCAACAUCAUGGUCUUGCUGGUCAUCCUCCGCCACCGGGGCAUGCGCACCCGCACCAACCUUUUCCUGGUCAACUUGGCCGUGGCUGACCUCUUCGUCGGCGUCUUCGCCAUGCCUUUCUCCAUCACGACACUCCUGAAGCACGAGUGGGUGUUCGGGGACACGGUGUGCCUGUUCAACGGCUGGAUGAACAGCUUCUGCCUGAUCACCUCCAUCCACACCCUCAUGUACAUCAGCAUCCACAAGUAUUUCUCCAUAGCCCGGCCGCUCAGCAACCCUCUAACACUGAGAUACAUCGUCAUCAUGAUGGCCGCCGCCUGGUUCUGGGCAGCCGUCUGCUCCACCAUGAACAUCACAGGCCUCAAAGUGAAGUACAAGCCUGGAACGUCACAGUGUGGGCCGAAUUAUCCAAAUGAUCCAUUGACCUACUUUAUCCAUGUUAUUAUCCAGAUCACAGACCUCAUAAUUCCAUUUAUUAUACUCAUCUUCUGCUACACUCGUAUUUUUCAAGAAAUCCGCAAAUUGUCCAAAAGACUUCGCGCUCACUCGUCUGCUGAGGAUCAGGAUAUCAUUGCUCAAGAAAAAGGCGUAGCUGUCACCAUGCUGAUCGUCCUGGCAACAUUCGUCAUCAUGUCACUCCCCUACCUGGCCUACGCCAACUACACAACCAUCAGGCGGGACAAGAAACAUUUUUCUGGCUACCUGAACCCAGUGGCGUACACGUUCUUGUAUAUGAGUUCGAUGUGCAACCCAAUCAUCUACGCCUUUAGAUCCGCCGCCUUCAGAGAGGGCUAUAAAGAGAUAUUGUGUCAACAGGCCAACUACGUGACGGAUGAAGAAGCCAACAAUAAACAAAGAACCAGUCGUUUGAUGUCCAUCAUAGCUAUUCUUCGACGUGGCAGCGUUCCUGCCAAUCAAAAUGUCAUUCAUAAAAAUGGCGACAUCAUCAUAACCAGAGGGGACCGAAUCGUGUGCGUGAGGAAAGCCAGCAGCUCCCGCCAUCCCGAGGACAACGUGGCGCCUAUCCCCGAACGUCUGCACGGAAUACAGGAAGACAAUCAAGAGGAAGACAAAGAUGGCGGCUCUGACGACGACAACAAUGUUUUCCACUUGUUGAAAGCAAACACUGAGAGGGAAUCUUUGAGCGACGUGAGCCCUCGUGCUAGGGGAGGCUCGCGGUACACGAGGGUCAACGGUGCGAACAGCUGCAAGUCCGAGAAAGAAAGGUCAAGGUCUUCUGCUUCUUCCAUGGCAGACUCUCCUAAAGCGUCUAAAAAUCGAAAGGGAAUCGCUCAUGACGCUAAUUUAGCAAGUGCUAAAUCUUUGGUAGACAGUGUAGUGCUGGACAGUGAUUUGAGAGAGAACAUAAAAUUAUUGGAUGGUCAACAAAACAGAAAUGGGUCUAGUCAAGGAAUAAUAGAGGUCGGCACAACCAGUGCCAAGAAAAAGACAACGUCAAAACAAAGUGACUCGAUAGAAACCUCUCGAGAACAAUCUGGAGUUAAUACAAAUUUAAGGCGCUUUAUUUCACGCAGCUCUGAAGAGCUGCCAAGACCGCCAACUCUAGUUCGUCUGCCGUCCUUGGAAUUUCUUGACCCUCCCAUUAGCAUAUUUAGACCACGAAGUAAUACCGGGUCACAUGAGAAAUUAUCCAUGAGUAAAAUAAAAAAGAACAAGGAACAUUCAAGUGAAAAACAGAAUGCUCCGCCACGAAAGAAACGUCCAUUUUUUGACAGCGCCUCUGAUGUCAUGUAAAUAGUUUUUAAUUGUAUUACCCUAAGUGCUAACCAGCCAUAUAAACGGUAUUGUUGUGUACAUAUAGGUCUAAUGAAUGCUCAAUGUAAUAUUUGCAUGGAACAAGUCAAACCAGCAGACAAAUCUUUUUAUGUUUUUUUAUCUUAGUGAAACAGAUUUACUGGUAAUUGUUUUAAUUGUUUUUAUCCCCAAAUGUUUUAAAAAAUGUAUGCAGUGGCGUAUUAGGGUUGGGGGAGGGGGGAUUUGAAAAUUCCCCUGGGUCCACACUUGAGGGGGGCCCCAAAUGUGUGUGAAAAUUUUUUUUACAUUAAAAAUUAUACAAAAUGCAGGAGCCCCCAAAAGAGGUCAAGCUCCCCCCCCCCAGUGAUGGCAAACUCCUAGCUACGCCACUGAAUUUAUGUUAAAUUAAUUAAUUGCUUCAAAUAUGGAGGUUUAAUGAAGUUAAAUAUCAAUUGAAAAGCACAUCUUGAUCAAAAGAAUGAUACUAUUUUAAACAAAUGGAAGAUAGCUAAUUGCAAAGAAUACAAUCAUUCAAUCAUGACUUGGAUACUUUAGCUUAGUACAUCUAGUACCUACAUGUGUGUAACUUAUUUAAAGGCGAACUUGUAAUUAUUUUUAUUUUAUAACACUGUUUUUACGCAGACAUUUAAGUAAGAAUGUAUAGAUCAGUGCAAUAACUUGGUUCUGCUAUAUACAAUCUAUUUAUUUUGAUCAGAAUCAUUGGUUGUGAUCAAGUUUUGUCAAGAAAUUAAUAACUGCAACAUAGUCAGCUCAUCCACACUUAGAAUGAAUGUAGAAUAACUAUGUUUCAUUAUGCAAUGCAAAGACAAAUGUUACCAUGGGAACUAGCUCUAAGUGAGAUAGUCAGCUAAAAAUAUAUGAUCUUGUCAUGUCA
Biomphalaria glabrata is the source of this 3264-nucleotide messenger RNA. RefSeq names its product neuropeptide FF receptor 2-like. NCBI's taxonomy places the organism in Eukaryota, Metazoa, Mollusca, Gastropoda, Planorbidae. Gene Ontology annotation, cellular component: membrane. The transcript has 5 exons. Gene Ontology annotation, molecular function: G protein-coupled receptor activity. The record is from RefSeq and is a predicted model, not a curated record. The coding region runs from base 480 to 2369 and encodes 629 amino acids. Gene Ontology annotation, biological process: G protein-coupled receptor signaling pathway.